AUGGCAAUCAGAAUCACAAGGUGCUAUCGGACAGUUUCUGCGGCUGCCGCGCUUUUCCUGGCGAGGACACCGCCCGGGACUCUGUUAGCGAGGGAAAGACAGAUGCUCCACGAACUCGGUCUGAGAUCGAACGGUGGCGACGCGAAAAAAAAAAGAUGGACAUCCAAGUGCAUACCGGACCUGGAGACGUGGUACGAGAGACCCUUCGGAGAUGUUGACUACCACACAACGCAGGCCCUCACGAAUCACGGCAACUUCCAGGCAUACCUCCACAGAUUCAAACUCGCAACAUCGAACGUCUGCAGCCAAUGCGACUCCGGCGAGGCCGACCGCGCUAAUCAUACGAUCCUCCGCUGCGAGGCCUUUGCCCACCAAAGGAUCGGUAUCGUUGCGCGCAGCACCCCAGAAAUGAAAUCAUGGAAUCGUAAGUUCUGUGUUCUGUUUGACACAAGUCCACAAGGUGUCCGUCGGCUCGAGUUGUUCGACAGCGAGGAGCAGCUUGCCAAAGGCAAUAGCGGAAAAAUCCUGGUGCUUGAGGAUGCAGUGAAAAUUCACACAAUGCCAAAAAACAACAAAGAAACUAAUCUCUUCGAGAUCACCACAGAGAAGCGCACCUUGCAGUUGCGCACGGAAAAUACGAAGGAACUUUCGGAGUGGAUCGAAAAGCUACGGAAAGUUUGCUUCCCCGAGAAACAGAGCAUCGUCAACAUGAACAACAACGGAACUAAAUCGAAUGGCUACUCAGUCAAGGAAAAUGAUCUCUACGGAGCGGUCGAGGACACGUUCCCUGUCAAGUUGAUCAGCACCCCCGCGUCGGAGAAGUGUGGCUUGGAUCCCUCUGAGCUGAACUACGUCAUAGUUCUGACGCCUGAUUCGAUGAUUCUCAAGUUCGGAGACUUGAACAAUUUCUACGUGAACGACGAUCAAGCCGACAAAACGAUCUACGAAUGGCAUUAUCCAUUUAUACGGCGCUACGGUAUCGUCAAUGGUUUCUUCAGCUUCGAAGCCGGCCGCAAGUGUCUCUCGGGAGAAGGACUUUUCUCCUUCGAUGCUCCGGAUGUUCGGAAGAUCUUCGAGCGUUUGGCGAGCUUCAUGAAGUUGGCCGGGGAGAAGCGUAAACAGAUGAAAGCGGCUUCCUCACCCGUGCAAACCGCUGAAGAUAUUCACUUACCAAAAAGCAACGUUUGCGAAAAGGUGCCACAGGACGAGAAUUGCGAGGGCUGCAAGAAACUUAGCAACGGGAACGCGGAGAGCCCAGAUCAGGCGAUUCUUUUCGGGAGGGCAUGCGCGGUCCCGCAGACUCCGAUCAGUAGCGCGGUGUACGCAAACGUCACCGAUCUGGAAACCGUGAGCGUGGAUCAUAUCGUCGUGGGCGACGGUGUCGAAUAUGCGCGAGUUAUCAAAUCGGCUACAGUAGUUCCACCGCCCCCACCUCCACCAAUCCAAAGAAUCACGCGGAUGGAUUCAGUCGAGAAACUAGAAGACGCUUGCUGACGUUCAUUUGUACAUAAGUCAGGCUGUCGCGGUAGACUGCUACCAGAGUGUACUAACGCAUUAUCGGAAUAAGAAACGACGAGUUCGGUUGAGCGAAUGGGCUCGACUGAGCGGAUCCAUUUGACCCCGCAGAGAAGGACGGAAGCUUCGUAAUUCGAAGCGUGUGACCUUGGUCUUGCUCUCCUCCUCCGUGGUGUUAUCCGAUCGCGCUCAGACACGCCGAACUCAAAUCAUGAUUAUUGAUCAUUGUCGUCGAUGAUCCGAAUGCAUUCGUUGAGUUUGAAUAAAAUAUAUAUCAUCAUCAGAGAAAAAGUAAAAUCACAAAAC
Molecule: messenger RNA, 1821 nt
Organism: Galendromus occidentalis (western predatory mite)
Lineage: Eukaryota; Metazoa; Arthropoda; Arachnida; Mesostigmata; Phytoseiidae
Product: docking protein 2
Exons: 7
Coding region: 1-1494 (497 amino acids)
Biological process (GO): cell surface receptor protein tyrosine kinase signaling pathway; Ras protein signal transduction; positive regulation of MAPK cascade
Cellular component (GO): cytoplasm
Source: RefSeq, a predicted model, not a curated record